This is a messenger RNA of Saccostrea echinata, 2977 nucleotides long. RefSeq names its product carnitine O-acetyltransferase-like. Gene Ontology annotation, biological process: carnitine metabolic process, CoA-linked. The record is from RefSeq and is a predicted model, not a curated record. Gene Ontology annotation, molecular function: carnitine O-acetyltransferase activity. The coding region runs from base 83 to 1969 and encodes 628 amino acids. Gene Ontology annotation, cellular component: peroxisome. Lineage: Eukaryota; Metazoa; Mollusca; Bivalvia; Ostreida; Ostreidae. The transcript has 14 exons.
CACAUGCAUAUUAUUUAUAUAAAAAAGGAUAGUUCUUUAAAGUUGUAAAUCAGCUUUAAAAUAGACUCGACAAGGAAGGAAAAUGGGCAAUGUCUGCGUUAAACAUAAGGUCCAUCGUGUGUCCUGUAACCUCCAAAGGAUGCAGACAGAUGGGAAGUUAUUUGUGGGGAGGAUGUUUUCUGUACAGGACUCCCUCCCCAAGCUUCCUGUCCCACCCCUAGAGCAGACCCUCCAGAAAUACCUCCGAUCAGUCCGACCUCUGUUGACUGAUGAAGAGUACGUGAACACUCAAAAGGUAGUAGAAGACUUUAAAAGAGACCCUGGUCCAAAGUUACAAAGUCUGUUGGAAAAACGAGCACAAAAGGAAACAAACUGGCUCUCUGAUUGGUGGACUAACACUGCCUACUUGGAAUUCCGUCAGCCUGUGACUGUAAAUGUCAGCCCAGGAGUUGUGUUUCCUAAACAGAACUACACAGACAAAGAAGGACAACUCAGAUUCACAGCCAAGUUGAUUUCUGGUCUUUUAGAUUACAAAACCAUGAUAGACAAACAAACCCUCCCUGUGGAGAAGAUGGGGAAACAGCCCCUGUGUAUGAUGCAGUACUAUAAGAUCCUGUGUGGGUGCCGUAUCCCAGGUAAAAAGAAGGACUCCUGGGUUUGUUACCCUCCAGACGAGGCCAAUCCUCCAAAACACUUCGUCGUGGCCCACAACAAUGCUUUCUUUUUCCUGGAGGCCUAUGGCAGUAACAACCAGGCUUUGAGCACAGAUCAACUGUAUGAACAGCUGAAAUAUAUUGUGUACCAAUCUAAAGCACCAGAGGUUCCUAUAGGACUUCUUACCACAGAAAACAGGAACAAAUGGGCCAAAUCAUACGAGCUUCUGCUCAAAGACAAGGAAACCAAGACCUCAUUGUCAAUAAUACAGCGUAGCAUCUGUCUGAUCUGUAUAGACAAUAAACUCCCAGAUAGUGCUCCAGGGGAGGAAGAAAGCACAGCAGCUAAAAUGAUGUUACAUGGAGGAGGGAGUCAAUUCAACUCUGCCAAUAGGUGGUGUGAUAAAACACUCCAGUUCAUUGUUGGGAAGAACGGGGUUUGUGGACUGAAUUAUGAGCACACGACAGCCGAGGGGCCCCCCAUUAUAUCUAUUGUAGACCACAUCCUCGAUUACUGUGGUAAGAAUGAGGAAACAUCUACACCAUCCCCUGGUAUAAAAGCACCAAGAAAACUCAAUUUUAACCUCAAAUUUCCUGAGCUGAAAGAAAACAUAGAGGAAGCUGUAGACAACAUUGAUUCGUUAGUCAAGGAUGUAGAUUUAAAUGUGUUCAAAUUUACGGAGUAUGGUAAAAACUUCCCCAAGAGCCAAAAGCUUAGUCCAGACAGCUAUCUACAGAUGGCAUUCCAGCUGGCUUACUACAGGUUAUAUUCCAAGCCCUGCGCCACGUAUGAGACUGCUUCAUUGCGUCAGUUUCAGCUGGGUAGAACGGACACAAUCAGGUCAUGUUCCAUGGAGUCUCUGGAGUUCUCUAAAGGAAUGAUGGACUCAACAUUAUCUAAACAGAAAAAAGCCGAACUUCUGAGGAAGGCUGUCGCUGAGCAUAAAAACUAUGUAGCAGAGGCAAUAAAGGGGCAAGGUAUUGACAGACACUUACUGGGACUUAAACUGAUAGCCCUCCAGAAUAAUAUGAAGGUUCCAGCCCUGCAUAUGGACAUGGCUUACUCUCUCAGUAGUCAUCAUAACAUCUCAACUAGUCAGGUACCAGCCAAGCAUGAGGCUUGUCUGGUGUUCGGCCCCACAGUUCCCGAUGGUUAUGGAGUAUGCUAUAAUCCUCAGGAGAAACAGAUUAUUUUUGGAGUUUCCGCCUUCAACUGCUGUCCAGAGACGGAAUCUAGGAAAUUUAUAGACUCAAUCAGACAGUCUCUGUACGAGAUGAAGACAGUGUUAGAAGGAAGUGUGCAGUCAAAAUUGUAACAAAAUCUGGGCACUAGUUCAGAUACCUGUAUACAUGUAUGGGGAUUUGUAUGGCUGAGCUUGAUUUAAAUCUCAGGUCAAACAAUUUGUCAAUUUUAUGCAGAGAAUGUCUUGUUAUGUGAUUUAGAACUGUGAUGAAAUAAAUGAAGUAUGAUUGUGAUAUGAUUUUCAGAAGAGUGUGUUCUGUAUGCAAGCUGACCUAUAUAAAUUGGUGCUACAGAAAAUAUGGCAUUCUUUGAAUUAGUGUUUUUAUAAUUUUUACCUUUAGUAAAAUCCUACAGCAGGUUUUUUUUAACCCAUUAAUCAUCAAUUGAAGACCACAGACAUUUUUUCCCCAAAAUGUUUAGUGCAUUAAUUUUAUUGAAAGCAUUCAACACUGCUUUUAUUUAGUAAGUUAAUCGAGGAAAAAUUGCUCUAUAUAUGCUGGAGUUUCUAUCAGAUGUUAGUGUUGUGGUCAGAAUUAUUGUCUAAGGCACUCUGUAUACAGUCCUUCUUUUGAUUUCCAACCAGUAUGUGUACAUUGUAUUACAUAUAUUCCAGUAUUAUUCCAUCUGAUUUAUUAAAAAAAAAAAUUCUGAGGAAUCUGAUAGAUUGGUUUUACUUGUAUGAUGUGAUCAUGAUUGUAAAUCGUGAAUUGAUUAGAUUUUGGAGAGCAGCCUCUAAGUCACGUAUUGUCUUAGUAACAAUGUCAUGUUGUCCUCGGCUCUGAGGCUACAUCCUACCUCUUACUAGUGGCUCUGUCUACCAUGAAUUACUGAAGUAUAUAUGAUUACUAAGCAAAUAUUUAAUAGUCUGUGGCAUUAAGUUUGUUGGAAUUUCAGAUUUAAUAGCUUGUUUAUUGCUACCAUUUGGUGGUGGUAAGAAUGGUGUACCUCCAAUUUGUAAUGCAUGUAGCUGAUUAGAAUUCCAUUGUUGUAUAUUUUUUUAUGGAAUGAAUUAGAAGUGUAGAAUCACUGUAAUUGUAUUAAAAGAAAAAUAAAUUAAUAAAAAAAGUUCUAAACAAAGAUA